UUCAUCCAAUUUUUUAACUUCGCAGUCGCACGAAAUUUGUGAAAACACUCUGCCGAACGACUAGACAAAACAGCGUUCGCAGUCGAAGUUCCAUUUUUUCCUACGGAAAAAAGUUCUUAAUCCGGUGCUGAUAUCGAUCCUUCGACAAUGGCAAACGCUUUGGUGCGUUUAAAUACGCUUCCGCGUCAACAGAUCGCGGCCCUUGUCCCGGUGCUGAGAGGAACCAGUGCGUCCGCAUCGGCAGCAGCGACCAACAAGCAACAGGCCCGGCAGCAGUCUGCCCAGGCUUCGGCUCCACCGCCGCAAACGAAAACCAAGUUCGGCCCGUUGGCCGACCAGGAUCGAAUCUUUACUAACCUUUAUGGGCGACACGAUUGGCGUCUAAAGGGAGCUCUCAAGCGGGGAGAUUGGUAUAAGACCAAGGAGAUCCUCCUGAAGGGAACCGAAUGGAUCAUCAAUGAGAUCAAGGUCUCGGGACUCCGUGGACGUGGCGGGGCUGGUUUCCCCACCGGUAUGAAGUGGUCGUUCAUGAACAAGCCAUCGGAUGGCCGUCCAAAGUACCUGGUGGUCAAUGCGGACGAGGGAGAACCCGGAACUUGCAAGGAUCGUGAGAUCAUGCGCCACGAUCCGCAUAAACUGGUUGAAGGUUGUCUGAUUGCUGGUCGCGCUAUGGGAGCUCGUGCGGCCUACAUCUACAUCCGAGGCGAGUUCUACAACGAGGCAUCCAAUAUGCAAUUGGCUAUUGCUGAAGCCUAUCAGGCUGGGCUAAUUGGCAAGAAUGCUUGCAACUCCGGAUAUGACUUCGAUGUGUUUAUGCAUCGCGGUGCCGGAGCGUACAUCUGCGGCGAGGAGACCGCCUUGAUCGAAUCGCUUGAAGGAAAGCAGGGAAAGCCGCGUUUGAAGCCUCCAUUCCCGGCUGACGUCGGUGUAUUCGGGUGCCCAACCACGGUGUCCAAUGUGGAAACGGUUGCCGUAGCUCCUACAAUUUGCCGCCGAGGUGGAGUCUGGUUCGCCAGUUUCGGACGUACCCGUAAUUCUGGAACCAAGCUGUACAACAUUUCGGGACAUGUCAACACUCCUUGCACCGUCGAGGAGGAAAUGUCCAUCCCGUUGAAGGAGCUGAUCGAACGUCACGCUGGAGGAGUUCGUGGAGGAUGGGAUAAUCUGCUGGGUAUCAUCCCAGGAGGCUCAUCGACUCCUAUUAUUCCGAAGCAUGUUUGUGAUGAUGUGCUGAUGGACUUUGACGGACUGGUCCAGGCGCAGACAUCGCUCGGAACGGCUGCUAUCAUCGUGAUGGAUAAGUCGACCGACGUCAUCAAGGCAAUUUCGCGUUUGAUUGACUUCUAUAAGCACGAGAGUUGCGGCCAGUGCACGCCAUGCCGUGAGGGCAUAGCUUGGAUGUACAAAAUGAUGCAUCGCUUUGUUGAUGGAAACGGGCGCCCAGAGGAGAUCGACAUGCUGUGGGAAAUCUCCAAGCAGAUCGAAGGACAUACCAUCUGUGCGUUGGGUGAUGGUGCAGCGUGGCCAGUUCAAGGCCUUAUCCGUCACUUCCGACCGGAAAUCGAGUCGCGUAUGAAGAAAUUUGAGCAGAAGGUAGCCGCUAAACAGUGAUAGGUAAAUUUAUUUCAAAUUGUGAACAUAAAUGAAGCGGUAACAUGUUUUCUUCAAUCUACGCUUCAACAAUGUAUGGAAAAGCACGGUUAUUAGCGUAAACAUCUACGAUUAUGUAUAAACUACCAUUCGAUCGUUAAUUGACAAAGUA
Molecule: messenger RNA, 1762 nt
Organism: Armigeres subalbatus
Lineage: Eukaryota; Metazoa; Arthropoda; Insecta; Diptera; Culicidae
Gene: ND-51
Product: NADH dehydrogenase [ubiquinone] flavoprotein 1, mitochondrial
Exons: 4
Coding region: 148-1611 (487 amino acids)
Biological process (GO): mitochondrial electron transport, NADH to ubiquinone
Molecular function (GO): FMN binding; 4 iron, 4 sulfur cluster binding; NADH dehydrogenase (ubiquinone) activity
Source: RefSeq, a predicted model, not a curated record